GACUUUGUGUUCUCCUGAUACCUAUAUAAACAGCUUGGGAAUAGUAUGACUGACAUCCUCAUACACAGCCAUACACAUUUAGUCGGACACUCACACAGGACGUCAAAGUCAGUCAUGAAGGUAUUUCUGCUAAUUGCAGUUGUGGCAUUGACUGGUUGCCAUGCCAACAUCCUGUGGCCAGAGCAGCCAGAAUCACAGCUGGAGAAGGUGAAAGAUGCAUUCUGGGACUACGUUGCUAAGGCAACGCAAACAGCCAAAGACACGCUGCAGACAAUCAGACAGUCCGAGCUGGGCCAGGAAGUCAAUGCUAAGAUCACAGAGAGCGCAGAUGUGGCCAGCCAAUACGCAGUCACUCUACACAGUCAGAUGCCUCCUCUGGCCCAGGACCUUCUGAAAAAAAUCUCCCAGGAGGCCGAGCUAAUGAAGGAGCGCCUGGGGCAGGAUGUGAGCACAGUGAGGGCCCAGCUGGAGCCCUACGCAGAGGAGCUGAGGGCCAACAUUGAGCAGCAGGUGGAGAAGCUGAGGCAGGAGGUGGCCACCUACACUGAGUCCCUGGACACUGAAGCCCUGAAGGCCACCCUGCUCCAGAAGAGCGAGGAGCUGAAGCAGACCCUGGAGCAGAAAGUGAAGGAGCUGCAGUCCCAGCUGGGCCCCUACACCGAGGAGCUGAAGGAGAAAGUGGAGCAGCGUCUGCAGGAGUUCCAGCUGAGUGUGGCUCCCCUGACCGAGAGCCUCCAGACCCAGCUGACCCAGAGAGCCAAGAUGCUUCAGCAAAGCCUGGCACCCUACGCUGAAGACCUGAGGGAGAAGCUCGACCCCUAUGCCCAGGACCUCAGAUCCAAGCUCACCUCUCUUUGGGAGUCCUUUGCCAAGAGUAUCUAAAGAAAUUCUGAAUUUGCCAAUACCCCAGAACUCUCCUCUUUUGUGUUUUUGAGGAGAACCUUCUUUCUUCUCGAUCCUGCUCACUCAUGCAAUAAAACCCUCCAGAAUUACCUCUGGAACACAGUGAAAUGAACUACUGUAAGCAAUCAAUAAUUGAGUGCGAGGUUGACCAAUGAUUGAAAAGCAAAAUGUACCCUGUACCCUGAUCCAUUAUUCUAAUACUGUAUGUAUUUGUAUUUCUCUUUGAAGCCCAAAGCCUAUAUGACUAUUUGCACUGAAUAUGGAUCAAAAACUAUGCUAUAAUGUGUUUGAUAGACACUUCUGUCACUUGUUACCCUAAUUUAUGACAAUACAUAACUACAAAGAAGGAA
Molecule: messenger RNA, 1253 nt
Organism: Conger conger (European conger)
Lineage: Eukaryota; Metazoa; Chordata; Actinopteri; Anguilliformes; Congridae
Product: apolipoprotein A-I-like
Exons: 4
Coding region: 46-882 (278 amino acids)
Biological process (GO): cholesterol homeostasis; high-density lipoprotein particle assembly; triglyceride homeostasis
Cellular component (GO): blood microparticle; high-density lipoprotein particle; chylomicron
Molecular function (GO): cholesterol binding; phospholipid binding; phosphatidylcholine-sterol O-acyltransferase activator activity
Source: RefSeq, a predicted model, not a curated record